AUGAAAUCCAAGUGUAGCAAAGGCUUUUACUUUCUUUGUGGUAUCUACAUUUAUCAAUUUGAAAAGGUCAUGCAUUGUGACGACUACACAAGAGUUGUUCCUCCUCUUCUCCAUUUGGAGAGUCAAUCCAAACAGCAUUUGGUAACGCUAUUUUCAAUUAAAGAAAUUUGUAAUGUUGUGUCUUUCGAUACCAAUCAGCUGAAGAAUGGGGUGCAUUUAUUCUCGGAGAGAUGUCAACCAAAACCGGAGGGUUUUCCGCGUGUACAAUGCAAAGAACCAAUUCGAUGGCCCGUGCGGUGUCUGCGUCGUUACGGCUGUGAUGCUGAACUGUUUUCAUUUGAAAGUGGUCGCCGUUGCCUAACAGGGCCGGCCAUAUUUGCUUUCAAAUGCCAACAUGCUGAAGAGUUAUUUAAUCUCGUCCAGGAAUGCAUACAACGAGCGGGGCAAGAAGAAAGGGCAAAUCAGAGCCAUUUGGGAAGCACAAACCGUUUACAUAGUCGACCCAGUUCAAUUAUUGAGAAUCCGGAUCAUAAUGGAAUGAUGAUAUCAAAUCGUCCCAUUCACAAUGGGUUGAUACGAAAUAAUAACGGACUCCGGCUGUAUGUCAAUGCUUCCAAUGCCCCUGAUAACAGUAACCACGACUACAUAAAUGCUAUGCCGAUGACAAAUGUGGGUGCCACCGAUAGUACCACACCCUUAUUAGAAGUGGAUGACAAUGAAGUACCUUUGCAAGAUUGUGCUGUAAAUUAUGCUGUGCUUGAUUUACCAAAAAGUACAGAAAACCUCUGUGAUGAUGCAAUUGAUGGUCCCAGGACGGACUUUGAGCCGAAUACUGAUGGGAACGGUAACUAUGCUGAUACAGAAGUAUUUACAGAAGCCGAUCAGAGUAACAAUCCAAACUAUAUAAAUGUAAGCAAUGACUGUAAUGCAGAGUCCGAUCCGGAGAUUUUAACACGAACACAGAUUAAUGUUGCAGAUCACAACUAUGCGAAUAUAUCCAUGAAUAGCAGUCCGGCACUUGCCAUGUCAGGUGCAUCUGCAGCAGCAUCUCCUUGUGCAUCUGCAAGCACCAAUCAUCACCAUACACAGCAGCAGCAACUGCCACUGCUACCACCCCAACACUCCCAGUCGCAACAGCAAUUGCAAGUUCAAGCAAGAACAGUUCCACAGUCCUUUCACACCUUGCCUCCACCGCCUCCUCCACCCCAUCAGGUGAACAAUGAAGUGCGUAAAGUAACUUACAUCCAGUUGGACUUGAACCGUAGUUCUGACAAUCUGUCGAGUGGCGGUUGCGUGUCGCCCACGUCUCCGCUCAGUUUUUCUUCGUUUCCUGAAUCGCCUGGAAAACGAACAGAGAGUUAUGCGGAAAUAGACUUCAACAAGACUGCUGCGUUAUCAAACUCUGCCAUGAUCACAAAUGAUAAUGACCUCGGAUUACGUAAGACCCGACACAAUAGCACAAUUAGUGACUUUGGAAACUAA
This is a messenger RNA of Acanthosepion pharaonis, 1482 nucleotides long. The record is from the annotation of a GenBank genome assembly. NCBI's taxonomy places the organism in Eukaryota, Metazoa, Mollusca, Cephalopoda, Sepiida, Sepiidae.